GGGAACACCAGCGGCGGUGACAUAAUUCACUAUUCAACUUUCAACCACCCGUUCCUUUGACGAGGAAGGUUCAUUUCUAUAUGAGAAGUCGACCGACGUUCUUUACCAAGAAGAAAAGUGACAUGGUUCGCGUUCGUCACGGUGGUCCCCCCACCUUGCUAGCCGAUAAACCGGCAACCACCAGCAGCUUAAAAGCGCCUCAACAACAACAAGCACAAAAAGCACCAGCUCAAGGGAAACCCAAAAAUCUUACGACGCAGCUAGCCACGUUACUUCUCCAUGGCGCUAACCCCAACUUGUACAGUCACGAAGAUGCCGGAGAGCGUCGACCACUGCUCUACCUGGCUAUCGAGGAAGCAUGCAACUCUGGAGAUUGGUCCACAGUAGAGCUGCUCUUGGAGCAACCUACUUUGAAUCCUGGUUUGCGCUGCGAAAGGCAGCCAAGGGAAAGCUCGUUCGAGCUGGUGCUGAGAACAGAUUUUCCACGUAUAGCUGCUUCUUCUACACUAGACCAUGAAUCAACAAGGCAAAAGAACUCUCCUACAUCACAAGGAGACUCUCGUCAAGUUUACUUGGUGCGACGGAUGCUGCAAUUGAGACCCUCUCUGGUGCAUGAAACCUCUGGACACUGGGUAAAGGACCCUAGCUCUAGUGUUUCGGCGGAAGAUGAUCAAUCGCAAGAAGGUUCACCCGCUUCUGAAACUCGAGCCAAUCUUCCAAGUGGCAGCAGUACUAAAACCAAGCUCGAACAAAAACCUGAUAAGAAGAUAUCUCCUCUUCAUCGUGCAGUGUUUAGUGGGCAUGAUGAAGUAGCGCUAGUUUUGCUGUUGCAUGGAGCCAACGUCAAUGCUACGGACUGUUUUGGACAAACACCUUUGUUUUUCUCACUCACAAAGCCAGUUACGAAAUUACUGCUGAACCAUCACGCAGAUCCAGCACAUGUGAGCACUCGAGGCCAGGUGGCGGCGCAUGUUUUGGCGUAUUGUUGAUGCUUAGAAGAUGUGAUGCUUACAGUUCUUGUGAAUACGAAAAAGUAGCACGACGCGGUACUACAGCUCUGUUCGCAAUCAAAUCACAUGGAUGAUGGCAGUUCUUACCGAAGAAAUAUUAUAUGAGAGCACCAAAAUCUUCCACCUCGACCUCCACAAACCCAGUUCCAACGGUUGCGCUGGUGCCCUUAGCAUUCUUUUAGAGCACUUUCCGGAAGCUGUGAACGUGCAGGAUUCAGAGGGUCGAACCCCACUCCAUCUCGCAGCUGCUCGUGGUGAGGAAGGCGCGCUUGCAGUUCUGCUCGACAACGGAGCUGAUAUGCAAAUAAAGACAAAACGGGGUAUGGGUGAGAAAUUGUACUAAAUAGAUCAGAUGAAGAACAACUAAGUAACAGUCACAUUUACAAACAAACUUUCAAUUAGCAAGACCUGUGGGUAUGAAGGGGAAAUUGUGAAUCACUAGAUGAGUUAGACAAGACUCCUACCUUUGAUGUACAAUCAAUUGUUGUAACUGUUAGUACAUGUGGAAUUAGGCUGAAAGACCUCGACACCAUUUGACAGGAUGGAAAAUGAGGUAGCAUGACAUGACAUGCCAUGUAGUAACUACCUUGGAGGAGUAAUCCAUACCCCCUGCAGAGACCGCCACCUUCUCCUUUCAUCCUGUGCAAGAUGACAGCUAUCAGCUACGCAGAAAGACAUGGGAAGGAUGAUGCGGCUUUCUAUUUGUAUAUGCGAUGGACGGGAUCUAAGCAUGCUUCCUGGAACGAGCGGUUGCGAAAUCCGUUGUUCCUCUUCACGUUGGUGAUCGUCGUUGUUAUUAUGGCAAGGAUAAUCAUAGUAUUGAUUCCUGUUUGUUACUGUAAUUAUGAAAACAAGUACUUACAAGGGAGGUUAGUGUAAUGAAAAAUAGUGCUCCUGCUUGGAAAGCUAAACUAGCACUAGAAACAUCAACUUCGUUGUAUAUCUACAUGACUGAAGAAAUAGAGAAAAGCAUACCAAACUACUCGUGUCAAUGCAUAGCGAAAUGGAACCUUUCGGUAAAUCCACUUUCAUUUCCUGCGUUUAUAUGCAUGCCGGAACGUUCCAGAGUGCUUGGAACGACUACUGGGAGGGACCCGCUGGUGUGCAUCCAAACCUUUGGGUUCCGAAACCGAAACGAUGAAUUAUCAAGCUUUCAUUUGGAUCAUAGUCUGUUUAAGGUCAAUAUUUAGUGUCCAUUUUUCUCGGCAUCUCGGUGCCCUUUUCCCUUGUAUUCUUCCUAUGAAAUGAUACAAGGGUACUAAAGGGGUCAAGAUGAGGGGGCCGCGAUGCAAUCUAGCAGACUCUAUAGUAGUUCUUCUUAUUUUCUUAUUCCUUUGAAUUUCUUUCUGAAGGAGCGUUGUCUUCAGGGAGAUUAGUAAGUUCAGUCCAUGAAAAUUUUGCUCAUAAAAUUCGACAUGCAUAGUAGUGACCAUCACGAUUUGACAAUCGAUGGUGCUCAAGGAGACUCAUGAUCAACACAAGGACAUUCAACCUAGUAAAAUUGAGUAUGGACAGCUUCUUUGAAGAGUCUGUGAUGUGAAUUUUGAAAAUCGAGGAAUCAGCGUUCCCUUCGCAAAUGCGGACCUUUUUUGUCUUGCAAGCCAGGAGUACAAUUUG
Molecule: messenger RNA, 2627 nt
Organism: Amoebophrya sp. A25
Lineage: Eukaryota; Dinophyceae; Syndiniales; Amoebophryaceae
Source: the annotation of a GenBank genome assembly